GGCUCAGUCGCUCAGUCAGUCUCGGGCUGUCCGGCCAGGGUGGUUGGUGGUAAGGAUUCAGGCUCCGUCCUAACAAGGCCGUGGCCUGAGGCUCAGGGCCCCCCGCCCCUCCCUCCCAGCGCACCAGCGUCACCCCCCAGCCCCGAGCUGGACCGCACACCUUGGGACACGGUUUUCCACUUCCUAAGGACGAGCCCCAGACUGGAGGAGAGGUCCGAGGAGGUGGGCGUUGGACUCUUCGCGAGGACCCCGGCGGCGGGCCCGGGGGAGGCGGCGGAGGCGGCGGCGGCGGCCGGGGGCGACAUGGCGGAGGAGCAGGACCUAUCCGAGGUGGAGCUGAGCCCCGUGGGCUCCGAGGAGCCCCGCUGCCUGUCCCCGGGGAGCGCGCCCUCGCUAGGGCCCGACGGCGGCGGCGGCGGCGGAUCGGGCCUGCGAGCCAGCCCGGGGCCCGGCGAGCUGGGCAAGGUCAAGAAGGAGCAGCAGGACGGCGAGGCGGACGAUGACAAGUUCCCCGUGUGCAUCCGCGAGGCCGUCAGCCAGGUGCUUAGCGGCUACGACUGGACGCUGGUGCCCAUGCCCGUGCGCGUCAAUGGCGCCAGCAAGAGCAAGCCGCACGUCAAGCGGCCCAUGAACGCCUUCAUGGUGUGGGCGCAGGCGGCGCGCAGGAAGCUCGCGGACCAGUACCCGCAUCUGCACAACGCCGAGCUCAGCAAGACGCUGGGCAAGCUCUGGAGGCUGUUGAAUGAAAGUGACAAGCGCCCCUUCAUCGAGGAGGCUGAGCGGCUCCGUAUGCAGCACAAGAAGGACCACCCAGACUACAAGUACCAACCCAGGCGGCGGAAGAAUGGCAAGGCCACCCAGGGCGAGGCGGAGUGCCCGGGUGGGGAGGCUGAGCAAGGUGGGACCGCCACCAUCCAGGCCCACUACAAGAGUGCCCACCUGGACCACCGGCACCCAGGAGAGGGCUCCCCCAUGUCAGAUGGGAACCCCGAGCACCCCUCAGGCCAGAGCCAUGGCCCACCUACCCCUCCAACCACCCCAAAGACAGAGCUGCAGUCGGGCAAGGCAGACCCCAAGCGGGACGGGCGCUCCAUGGGGGAGGGCGGGAAGCCACACAUCGACUUCGGCAACGUGGACAUCGGUGAGAUCAGCCACGAGGUCAUGUCCAACAUGGAGACCUUUGAUGUGGCUGAGUUGGACCAGUACCUGCCGCCCAAUGGGCACCCAGGCCAUGUGGGCAGCUACUCAGCAGCCGGCUACGGGCUGGGCAGCGCCCUGGCCGUGGCCAGUGGACACUCCGCCUGGAUCUCCAAGCCACCAGGUGUGGCUCUGCCCACGGUCUCGCCACCUGGUGUGGAUGCCAAAGCCCAGGUGAAGACAGAGACCGCGGGGCCCCAGGGGCCCCCGCACUACACCGACCAGCCAUCCACCUCACAGAUCGCCUACACCUCCCUCAGCCUGCCCCAUUACGGCUCAGCCUUCCCCUCCAUCUCCCGCCCCCAGUUUGACUACUCUGACCAUCAGCCCUCAGGACCCUAUUAUGGCCACUCCAGCCAAGCCUCUGGCCUCUACUCGGCCUUCUCCUAUAUGGGGCCCUCGCAGCGGCCCCUGUACACGGCCAUCUCUGAUCCCAGCCCUUCAGGGCCCCAGUCCCACAGCCCCACACACUGGGAGCAGCCAGUAUAUACGACGCUGUCCCGGCCCUAAAGGGGGUCCUGUUAUCACCACCCCCUGCCCAGCCCCUGCCCCCAGCCUGUAUGCCCUGUUCCUCGCCCACCUCAGGCCUGGCAGUGGCAGUGGAGGAGGCUGCAGAGGCUGACAGCUGGGGGUGGCUUUCUGUCUGGCUCACUGCCCUGAUGACCCACCCACCCCAUCCUGGCUCCAGCAGCAAAGCCCCAGGCGAGCAGGCUGGGCAGAGGAGAAGGAGGUUGACUGUUGCUCCCACACUGAAAGAUGAGGGGCUGCACCUUCCCCCCAGGAAUGACCCUCUACCCCAGGACCUGAGAAGGACCUGCUCACCCGCCUCAGGGAGGGGAAGCACCAGGGUUGGUGGCAUCGGAGGCCUUACCACUCCUAUGCACUCCUGUUUCCUCUCUCAUGGAGAGUGAGGGUCUGACAUGCCCAUGCCACCAGUGCCACAGUGCCUAAGGGCUAGGCCACCCAGAGACUGUGCCUGGAGCUGGCCAUGUCUCCCACUCAGGGGCUGAGAGUAGCUUUGAGGAGCCUCAUGAGGAGUGGGAGGUUCGCAGGACUUAGUGGAGCUCUCAUCCCUUCAAUGGCCCCUCCCCUCCCGAAGGCAGGAAGGAGUUGGCACAGAGGCCCCCAGAUCCAAGUCUGUGCCAAUAAUCUCAUUCUUUGUCUAAUCGAGAAGGAGCCCCCAGUCCUCCUCCACUACAACCUCCGUGACCUUGAGGCGCAUCCCAGGAGGCGAGGAGACAGGGGCUCCAGGAAAGGAAUCGGAGACAAUUCACAGGGCCUACCCCCCACUCCCCCAGGCUCCUUGCCAGCUCCCUCUUCCCUACUAGGCUCUACAGCCCCUGCUCUGUCAGCUCCACUCCCUGGCUUCCCAGAGAGUUAGAGCUGCUCAGGCCCAAACCCUUGGCUGCAGGAGACACAGGGCCCAGCAUCCAGGUUGCUGGCAGCAGGCUGAAGACACUAGAAUCCUGACAUGUACCUUCUGCCCUUGCCUCUUGCCCCUUGCCUCCCAGUGGUAUUUGAAUAAAGUAUGUAGCUCUAUCUGCCCCCAUGUUCCUGUUCUGCAGCCCCCACUCCCGUUCACAUGUAACUCAUUACUGUCUCCUGUUAUUUAUCUCAGUAGUCCCCUCUCCUAGCCACUCUAGACCCUAUUAACUCUGCAUUAAGCAUUCCACAUAAUAAAAUUAAAGGUUCCGGUUA
Molecule: messenger RNA, 2895 nt
Organism: Callithrix jacchus (white-tufted-ear marmoset)
Lineage: Eukaryota; Metazoa; Chordata; Mammalia; Primates; Cebidae
Gene: SOX10
Product: SRY-box transcription factor 10
Biological process (GO): peripheral nervous system development; neural crest cell migration; negative regulation of transcription by RNA polymerase II
Cellular component (GO): nucleus
Molecular function (GO): RNA polymerase II cis-regulatory region sequence-specific DNA binding; DNA-binding transcription factor activity, RNA polymerase II-specific
Source: RefSeq, a predicted model, not a curated record